Pochonia chlamydosporia 170 is the source of this 1977-nucleotide messenger RNA. RefSeq names its product trehalase precursor. Bases 1 to 1977 code for a protein of 658 amino acids. The record is from RefSeq and is a predicted model, not a curated record. The transcript is spliced from 2 exons. Gene Ontology annotation, biological process: trehalose catabolic process. Gene Ontology annotation, molecular function: alpha,alpha-trehalase activity. NCBI's taxonomy places the organism in Eukaryota, Fungi, Ascomycota, Sordariomycetes, Hypocreales, Clavicipitaceae.
AUGCCAAACAAACGGCUCUUUGCUGUCUCGCUGGCGGCAACAGCCACAGCAAUCUACAUCAAUGGCUCUGUCGUCGCGCCCUGCGACUCCCCCAUCUACUGCCACGGCCAGAUCCUCAAGGAGAUUGAACUAGCCAGACCAUUCUCCGACUCCAAAACCUUUGUAGAUAUGCCGGCUAUCAAACCUCUCGAGGAAAUACAAACCGCCUUCGCCAAACUCGCCAGACCCAUCACCAACAACACCGCCCUAAACGACUUCCUCGCCACACAUUUCGCCGACGCAGGCAACGAGCUCCAAGAAGUGCCCAAGUCCCAACUCCACACCGACGCCCAGUUCCUCGCCUCCAUCAACGACACCGUCAUCCGGGAAUUCACCCAAAAAGUAAUCGACAUCUGGCCCUCCCUCACGCGCUCGUACCGCCCCUCCACAAACUGCACCUCCUGUCCCAACAGCUUCAUCCCCAUCAAGCGGCCCUUCGUCGUGGCAGGCGGCCGCUUCCGCGAGCCCUACUACUGGGACUCGUACUGGAUCCUCGAGGGCCUCCUCCGCACGCGGGGGUCGUUCACGGAAAUCGCCAAGAACACGAUUGAGAACUUUCUGGAUCUCGUGGAGCAGUAUGGGAUUGUGCCCAACGGCGCGCGGAUAUACUACCUCAACAGGUCGCAGCCGCCUAUGCUCGCGCAAAUGGUGAAGCUGUACGUGCAGCAUACACAGGACACGAGCAUUCUCAAGCGAGCGAUCCCGCUUCUCGUGAAGGAGCAUGAGUUCUGGAUGGUGAACCGCACGAUUGAUGUUCUGCACCGGGGCAAGACGUACACGCUGAAUCGGUAUGCCGUGCAUAAUACGCAGCCGCGGCCGGAAUCCUACAGAGAGGACUAUGAGACGGCGCGGAAUUCGUCGUACUACGCUCCCAGUGGGAUUAUAUACCCCGAGAGAAAAGCGCUGAACGAGUCGCAGUACCAGGAUUUAUAUGCGAAUAUAGCGACGAGCGCGGAGAGCGGCUGGGAUUUCAGUUCGCGCUGGUUGAGGAAUCCUGCUGAUUCAGGGCGGGAAGUGUACUUUCCCCUGCGGAGUAUGAAUGCGAAGAACAUUGUGCCCGUGUGUCUCAACUCUAUUCUAUAUGGAAACGAGGUCGCCAUCGCGGGCUUCUUCAACGAUACGGGCAACACAACCGCGAGUGUAGAAUGGAUGCGACGCGCAAAACAACGCAGCGAAGCCAUGCACGCGGUGAUGUGGAACGACACCCUCUCCAGCUACUUCGACUACAACACCACAUCAUCCACCCAAAACAUCUACAUCUACGCAGACGACGACGCCUCACCACUAGACACGCGCACCGCACCACCAGGCCACCAAGUCCUCUUCCACGUCGGUCAAUUCUACCCCUUCUGGCAGGGUUCCGCGCCAGCACACCUCAAGCACAACCCGCACACCAUAAAGACGAUAUACGCCCGCAUAUCGAGCUACCUCGCCCUCCGAAAGGGCGGCAUCCCCGCCACGAACGUCAAGGCCAACCAGCAGUGGGACCAGCCGAACGUGUGGCCGCCCCUGAUGCACAUCCUCAUGAAGGGGCUGCUCAACACGCCUGCUACGUUUGGGAGGGACGACCCUGCGUAUAGGGAUGUUCGCGAGUUGGCGGUGGCGUUGGCGCAGAGAUAUCUCGAUUCGACGUUUUGCACUUGGCUGGCCACGGGGGGGAGUACGUCGCUUACACCGAAGGCGGGCAAGGGCGUGGGCGUCAUGUUUGAAAAGUAUAGUGAUGAGGCGGUGAAUGUUGCGGGGGGAGGGGGGGAGUAUGAGGUCGUGGAGGGGUUUGGGUGGACGAACGGGGUGUUGAUUUGGGCGGUGGAUGAGUUUGGGGGUGAGUUGACGAGGCCGGUUUGUGGGGAUGUGACGAAGAAGAAGGGGAGAAAGAGGAGUGCGGUUGAGUUGGAUGUUGGGGAUGCGAGGAGGGUGAAGAGGUUUGGCGGGAUGUGA